CUCAUUUGAAACUUACUUCAAACAAUGGUGACUAAAAAGAUAAGCUCCGAGGAAGAAGAAGAGGACAGCAGAGAGACAAGCUCCGAGGAGGAUGAAGCGUCUUCUGAAGACGAAGAGCCAACAAAGGAACAAACUCCUUCCAAAGCUGCCGAGAAAGCUAAGGGACAAAAGCGUGUGAGUGAAAGAACUUCGUCACAAGACAUGAGUGCUGCAAAGAAAGUGAAAUCGAGUGUCAAGAAAUCGGUUCCUCCUCAACUAUGGAGAAAAGAGGAUGAGUUGAUCCUACUGCAAGGAAUCAUUCGCUGCAAAACCGGAACAAGUACAAAAUUUAACCCCAGUGUUCGUGAAAAGAUCUACAACUUCAUCAAGGGGUCUAUCAGUUUUAAGGUUAGUUUAAAGCAAUGCACAGCAAAGAUUCAUGCAGUUAGAAGUAAGUAUCAAAAGAAACUGGAUAGUGGUAAGAAACCAUCGGGACCUCAAGACCUUAAAGCUUUUGAACUCGCUAAGGAAAUUUGGGGGUUAUCGGGAACAAGUGAUGCUAAGGAAUCAAGAAAGAGUGAGAAAAUCCAGAAGCUUGAAGAAGAAAAGGACGUGAUGAUUCAUGAACAAGGAGAAGAUUGGUUUAAGAACUCGAUUUUGUAUCGUGUGGUAACUAUUCUUGGCAUGGAGAAAGAUAAAGUGAAAAGCUGGUCUUGUGUUGCGAAAGAGAAGAAGAAGAUUAUGCUGGACCGGUGGAGUGACUUGGAAGCCAAAGACGCCGAAAUCGUCCAUCAAAAGACUGCGUAUGUGCAUGAUUUGAUCUGUGUGAUCCUUGAAGCAUCACCAUCCCAUUAGAUGCACUCAUAUGUCUUUUUCUUUUUAUUUGUCUUUGAACUUUGGAUUUCCGUUUAUGGUUUUUCUGGUUGUUUUGUUUCGGAUUAUGCUAGUUUAAGUUUCUGGUUUAUGUUAUGGUCAUGACUUUGUUUUGG
Messenger RNA from Capsella rubella, 968 nucleotides. RefSeq names its product probable transcription factor At1g61730. Gene Ontology annotation, biological process: regulation of DNA-templated transcription. The transcript has a single exon. Lineage: Eukaryota; Viridiplantae; Streptophyta; Magnoliopsida; Brassicales; Brassicaceae. The coding region runs from base 25 to 834 and encodes 269 amino acids. The record is from RefSeq and is a predicted model, not a curated record. Gene Ontology annotation, cellular component: nucleus.